Molecule: messenger RNA, 1461 nt
Organism: Kazachstania africana CBS 2517
Lineage: Eukaryota; Fungi; Ascomycota; Saccharomycetes; Saccharomycetales; Saccharomycetaceae
Gene: EUC1
Product: Euc1p
Exons: 1
Coding region: 1-1461 (486 amino acids)
Biological process (GO): positive regulation of ribosomal protein gene transcription by RNA polymerase II
Molecular function (GO): RNA polymerase II cis-regulatory region sequence-specific DNA binding; DNA-binding transcription factor activity, RNA polymerase II-specific
Source: RefSeq, a predicted model, not a curated record
AUGUUCGAAUCACCCUCAGAUGAUAGCUCCAGAACAUCAUCACUAAGGCCUGAGUCUCCACAUGAUCCCAUUAGAAAUUCUUCUAGACCAGAUAAUAGACGUAAAGCUCGGCCACGUUCAAAUUAUCAGUCACCACAGGAAGGUCAGAAUGAUAGCAAUGAAAUGCCGUUCCAAUCUUUCAUAAUUGAUCAGCUUACAAGAUUACAAGAGCAAAAUGAAAUGUUAAAGAAUAAGGUCGAAGCGAUCCAAAGAGAACAAGAAGAAUAUUAUAUUAGCCAGGUGAAGACAUUUGAUAAUGGGUUUAAAAAUGUAGAUACUUGCAUCAAGGAUGUGGCUAAUCUAAAAGAACUUUUUAAAGAGAUGGUGGGGAUAAUGACUGGCGAUAGAGUACGGUUUCUAGAUCAUACCAAUGAGAGUGUGACAAGUGCAGAAGCAGAACGUCUAAAUAAAUCAUCUGUCCUAAACACAGAAAAUGCACUUGUCUCUACACCUACUGAAACGGAGGGGUGGAUGGCUUACAGAAGAGAUGAUAACGUGCUAACUCAUAAUGAAAGAGUGAGAGUCAAACUUGAAACUGAUGGCAGAUUGCCAGAAGGACCACCAAAUAGCUACCCAUUCCCUACAAGGCGCGAUGAAGAUGCCCUAAGUUACAUUAACAGCAUUGUGGAUGCGCAGGAAAGAGGUGAUAGAUCUACUGAAAAUGCACUUAGAGUAGAGCAGGCAAUGAAUUAUAAGAUUAAUAGGGCAAUACAGAGUGUUUCAGACGUAGCCAGGGAGUACUUCGAGGGUUUUCAUGGAAAACCUUCCUUAUUAUCUUUAGAAAGAAGAUUCGGAUCAACCUGGAGAAGAGCUCCCGGUGACAGAACCCUGUUUGCUAAAAGAAAAUGCAUUAUCUCUAAAAUAGAUCAAAUAUUGGAAAAUCCAACAAAUUUUAGGCUGCCGCAAGACUUGACAAGAAACCAGGCCAUCAAAGUCAUUGAAAACAUACGAUUGGGGAACAAUACUUUUAGAGGCUAUCAUUGCCGGUUGACACUAGCACAACUAUACGAAUAUUUUUCCAAGAAAAUGGAUAAGAAGGAAGACUACUCAUUAAAAUUGAUAAACAAAGGUGUCCCCAGGAGGACUAUCCUAUCACGCCAGAGAGAAGCUGAGUUGAAAGCAAAGGAAGGAGUCGAAGGUUUAUCAACUCCUACUGAUACUACACCUGUUCAAGAGGAUGAUAUUAAUAAUGACAACAGCGAUGAAGGAGGACAAAGUGACGAAGAUGAAUGCAGUGAUGAUGAAGCUGAUGAACAUGGCGAACAUGAUGAACAGGAUCAGACAAAUAAUGAUCCCACCGUAUAUCAUCUUGAUGGAGUGAAUAACCGUAGAGAUUACGACGCCGGAAACAACUUCCGGGAAGAUGUAAAUCAUGGUACUAUGUCAGAGCCAAUGCGUUUGUAUUACAGGAACGAUGACUAG